AGUAGUGAAGAAGCUCUCUUGAGACAAGUGCUAGUAUUAAAUUCCAGUGAACUUUCAAUCAAGCAGACAUUCCGGCUGGCAUGAUGAAGCUCCUCCUUUUGUGCGCCGUUAUUGGAAUUGCUGUUGGCGAGGCACCCUACCCUCCAUCUGGAUGGAGACCACAGGGGGCUCAGUUUAAUCUACCCAACCAAUAUGGAGCUCCUCAGAGGCAAAACUACGAAGUUGAAGUCACCAGGGAGAAUGUCGAAUAUGUCGGAACAGUUACUGAAAGUCCCGAGAAUCCGCCAGCCGAUGAUGACUCUGAAGAUGAUUUGAGAGUUCAAGGAAUUCCCACCACAAACGCUCCUCGUUUCAACCCACCCCAAUCUUCUCGUCAGAGGGUGCAGCAGUCGCAAUUCCGUGGUCAGUACACAGAUCCUCAGGAAUUCGAAGUUGCUCGUAAUCUGAAAUCUGGUCAACUGAGGGCCAAUGUUCAGUUCGGUCGUCAACAAGCUGGACCUCAGCAGGAAUAUGGACCACCAACACGAGCCACUCGCCCUCAGGCUGAGCAACAACCAGAAGAAGAUCCAGAAGAUACUGAGGACCCCGAGAACAAUGGCCAGACCGUUGUGGCUGUUGCCAAUGCAGGAUCUUCUGGACAGUAUUACGUUCUCUCACAGGAUAACACCCUCCAACGAGUUAUGUUCCUCACCAGACAGACCGAAGAGGACCGUCGUCGCAAUGGAUUCACUGCCCAGCUCAGAUAUUCUCCAGUCCAACCUAUUACCGACCCCAUCUACGUAUACAACGAGCAAGGUCAACUGAUCCGAGUGUUCAACAAAUAAUUUCAAGUAUUUUGCGGAUGAAGAUGAAAUUUGUAUCAGUAUUGUUUAUAAAGUCUUGUCAAUUGUUAAUUUUUGCACAAUAAAUCAUUUAUUAAGUUGAAAA
Messenger RNA from Phlebotomus papatasi, 927 nucleotides. RefSeq lists its product as uncharacterized. Lineage: Eukaryota; Metazoa; Arthropoda; Insecta; Diptera; Psychodidae. The transcript is spliced from 4 exons. The record is from RefSeq and is a predicted model, not a curated record. The coding region runs from base 81 to 824 and encodes 247 amino acids.